GAGAGGGAGGAUCAGGGGGAGGAGGGGAGGAGCAGCAGGUAGGGAGGAGCAGCAGUCACGGGAGGAGGGGAGGAGGAGCAGCAGGUGGGGCCGUGGGGAGGAGUAGGUGGAGAGGAGGAUCAGAAGGAUCAGAAGGGGGAGGAGGAGCAGCAGGUGGAGGAGGAGCAAUAGGUGGAGAGGAGGAGAGGGAGGAGCGGGAGGAGCGGGAGGAGGGAAGGAGCGGGAGCGAUCCCGACUUCCGGGUAGGGCCGGGCACGCCGCGCCACGGGCAGCCCGCUCCCGCUCCCCUCCCCCGGCCCCGGCGUCUCCCUCCGCCUUUGAUCCGCAGCCCCACCCGCCACCAUGAACAGCUCGGACGAGGAGAAGCAGCUGCAGCUCCUCACCAGCCUGAAGGAGCAAGCAAUAGGAGAAUAUGAAGACCUCCGAGCGGAGAACCAGAAAACAAAGGAGAAGUGUGACAGAAUUAGGCAAGAACGAGAUGAAGCUGUUAGAAAACUGGAAGAGUUUCAGAAAAUUUCUCACAUGGUUAUCGAGGAAGUGAAUUUCAUGCAGAACCAUCUUGAGAUAGAGAAGACGUGCCGGGAGAGUGCUGAGGCCUUGGCGACAAAGCUAAAUAAAGAAAACAAAACACUGAAAAGAAUCAGCAUGUUAUACAUGGCCAAACUGGGACCGGAUGUAAUAACGGAGGAGAUUAACAUCGAUGACGAUGAUCCAGGCACCGACACCGACAGCGCCUCGGAGACCUGUCUGUCCGUUCAGUGCCAGAAGCAAAUCAAAGAGCUACGGGAUCAAAUUGUGUCUGUUCAGGAAGAGAAGAAGGUGUUGGCCAUUGAGCUGGAAAGUGUCAAGAGCACGCUCAUGGAGGUGAUGGAGGAGGUCAAUAAAGUUAAGCAAGAAAAAGCCGCUUUAAACACGGAAGUUCUGGAGCAGAGAAGAGUCUUACAGAAGUGCAGCAGAGUGUCCAUGCUGGCCGCUGAGGAGUACGAGGAGCUGCAGGAGAACCUGGAACUCGAGAAGGACCUUCGCAAGAAAGCGGAGUCUUUUGCACAGGAGAUGUUCAUUGAACAGAACAAGCUGAAGAGACAAAGCCAGCUCCUGCUGCAGAGCGCCACGCCGGACCAGCAGCUGGGGAAAGCCUUGCACGAGAAUGCGACCCUCAGCCAACAGCUGGAGGAGGAGAGGAUCCAGCAUCAGCAGAAGGUCAAGGAGCUGGAGGAGCAGCUGGAGAGCGAGGCCUUGCACAAGGAGAUGCACCACCUGAGGCAGCAGCUGGCACUCCUGGAGGAGGACAAACGUGAGCUGGAGCAGCGCUGCCAGAGCGCAGAGGAGAGGGCUCGGAACCUGAAGCACUCGGUGGAUGAACUCCAGAAGCGAGUGAACCAGUCAGAGAAUUCGGUGCCGCCCCCACCUCCUCCGCCGCCCCCUCUGCCGCCCCCACCUCCCAACCCAAUCCGCUCCCUCAUGUCCAUGAUCCGGAAGCGCUCCCACCCUGGCGGCGCCAAGAAGGAGAAGACAGCGCAGCCAGAAGCCGCCGAGGAGGUCACCGACCUGAAGCGACAGGCGGUGGAGGAGAUGAUGGACAGGAUCAAGAGGGGCGUGCACCUCAGGCCGGUUAACCAGGCCAGGCCCAAGCCUGACCCCGCUCGGGGCCCCGAGAGCGCCGUGGACGAGCUGAAGGGCAUCCUGGGGACACUUAACAAAUCCACUAGCUCGAGAAGCUUAAAAUCCCUUGGCCCUGAGAACAGUGAAACUGAGUUAGAGAGGAUUUUACGUCGCAGGAAGGUGACAGCUGAAGCAGAUAGCAGUAGUCCUCCCGGGAUAUUAGCCACCUCAGAGUCCAAAUCCAUGCCUGUGUUGGGUUCUGUAUCCAGUGUAACAAAAACAGCCUUGACCAAGAAAACUCUGGAGGCAGAAUUCAACAGCCCCCCAACACCUGAGCCAGGUGAAGGGCCCCGUAAAUUGGAAGGAUGCACGAACUCCAAGGUUACUGCCCAGCCUCCCAGUAAAGGCGAAAACAGGAGAAAAUGUGUGGGCAGUGAGAAGCAAGCUGAGCCUGUUGUAGUUUUAGACCCUGUUUCCACACAUGAACCCCAAACCAAAGACCAGGCUGCUGAAAAAGACCCGACUCAGUGCGUGGAGGAUGGAGGCGAAAUGCAACCAGCAUACAAAGAAGACAGCAGUGGAAGGACGGGAGAGGCAGACAGUUCUCACUGCUGAUCCGAAACUGGAGGCCGCAUGUCUGCGAGCCCUUCUGAGUAAGCACAGUCCCCGUGUCCCAUCCAGCUGUUGGGCAUGCCUUUGUUCUGGCCACACACCUCUUUGCUGGCUUCACUUUGUAAGUAGCAACUAUAAACAUAAGCUGUUUAGCAGAAUACAUCUUCUGGGUAGUCUUUGAUCUCUGUAGGGUUAGGAAUUCUCUCUCGCUCCAUAUGAAGUAUGACUUCCUUGAGGUGACAGAAGCCUCAGAUUGUCUUUGUAGGGACUGUGCACACCACUCACCAGAUUUAGCUGAAAUUUGAAAUGUAGAAAAUUCAAGGUGGUUGCUGGUACCUCAACAGAGACCACCAAGCCUAAAACACUCUUAAAGGCACCAUUUAACCCAAGCUGUCUACGAGCAGCCGUAACAUAGAGGGAGACUGAGGUAGGAGGAGCUCGUGCCUGGACGUUAGCUUGGGUCACAAGGCCCCAUAUAAACAAAGGUCCCCCAAAGGGCUUGUGUCUGGCCCGGUCUUCUGAGGGGGAACCACAGAGUCUGGAAGUCGGAGUGUCUCCAUCUUGGGCAGUGGCUCAGGUCUGAGCAGGGCACAGCUGACUAGUGUGGGAUAAGUGACCCCGGGUCCAAGGCUCGCAGAGGAUGCUGUCUGGUGGCUAAACAAAGAACCGACAAGGACGCCUUGGUAAACCCACAUUUUCUGUCCCACGAGGUAACUGUUUCCCACACAUCCGCUUGGCACAAGUGCCACAUUUACCCAGCUCUUAUGCAUAGUGAAGAUAAGCGACAAGCACACACCUUUUCUUUCACUUCACUGCCGUUCUCUAUCACGAGGGUCCUUUUGUUUUGUUUUGUUUUGUUUUUUAGAGGAAAUUAAGUGGAAGUUUCUAAAAAUACAGUGUUUCAGACUCCCACAGUGAAUAAACAGAAAUGUAAUCAGGGAUUUAAAAAAACUUAUGCAGGUUUUGAAAGUUGAUUGUUUCAAAAUUGGUGUUUAUUUAAAGUAAGUGGUGCUUGAGUGCUCUUUCUGUGAUGAUGACUCGGUAAUGGUAAUUUACUAUUAAAGAAGUGAAAGGCUUAGUUUUGCUAGCAUGACUCAGCAUGUAGCUGUCAGGUGCUUCACACCUGAAGGCGAAAGAAAAUGAUAGUAACAAUUGCAGUAGUUGUGUCCUAGUGCAUGUGCGCGUGCUGUAGCGUGGGCGAGGGGAGGCGGGAGGCAGGUGGGAGGCAGGCGGGAGCACUCCUGAGGCCGGGAGACAGUUCUCUGGGUUCAUGGGCUUGACUAUUUUCAUGUCCUUCAGUGCUGAUUUUAGAGUUCCCUGUCAGCUUACUCUCGGGAAAUUAAAGCGUGAUCUUUUUUUUAACCGUGCGUCUCCCUCACUGAAUAAUACUGCCGAUGCCAUGCUAACUGCAAGUGGAUUAAUUUGGAUGGUUCUGUUUAUACUGUGAUUUGAACUCUCAACACAACAUAUUAAAAGAGACACGCAACAGUUUCUUA
Molecule: messenger RNA, 3710 nt
Organism: Psammomys obesus (fat sand rat)
Lineage: Eukaryota; Metazoa; Chordata; Mammalia; Rodentia; Muridae
Gene: Shtn1
Product: shootin 1
Exons: 17
Coding region: 343-2217 (624 amino acids)
Source: RefSeq, a predicted model, not a curated record